AGGCGUUCCCGGUCUGGGCCCCGCUGUCCCUCGAGGAGAAGGCGCAGCUGACGGAGCAGGCCGCGGACGACCCGGAGGCCAGCGCCACGGCGCAGGCGCACCGGAAGGCGCUGGCGCUGGAGGUGGAGACCAUCCGCAAGAAGCUGAAGGUGCUGGUGGAGGAGAACCGCACGUGCCCCGAGCUCGAGAUGCUCGAGCGCAGCGAGUUCUGCGUGGACCACGAGGAGGCGGCCAAGAUCGCCGCGAGCACCAAGGAGCGCUGCGACACGCUGCGGGCCCAGAUCGAGCGGGAGAACCUGGCGCGCCAGCUCGUGAGGCACAGGCUGAUCAAGGAGUUCUGGGACCCCAUGGCCGUCAAGGGCUGCAAGAUCUGCAGCCUGAUGCCCGAGUCCACCCUGUCCGUGUCCAACUACCCCGUCAGGAAGGAGACCCAGGAGGAGCAGGGCAUCAUCCAGAAGCUCAAGGUCAUGCGGAGGGUGGAGCAGCUGGAGUCGCAGACGCUGCGGGGCAACCACUGCCCCAGGGGGCUGCAGGGGGAUGCGCUGCUCGUGGCCGACUCCUUCUCGUCGCGCCAGGAGCAGUACAUCGUCAACUGGUGGCCCUCCAAGACGGAGGGCGACGGGAACCAGGAGAACGCGAAGCUCCUGUACGAGCCGUUCGAGCUGCUGACGAACUCCCGCAGGCGGCUGCAGGUCUUCCUGCUGCAGGCGCUCGCGUGCGACUUCCGGCUGGCCUUUAACAAGCUCUUCGAGGCGGCCCAGGGCGACAAGAGGGCGACAAUGGACCAGAUCAAGGAGAAGACCGCGCGCAUCAGGGCCAUCCUCAGUGAGCUGCAGGUCGACGAGCUGGUGGAGGAGCCUCGGCUGCAGGACUGCGAGGACGCCGACUCGGUGCUCCACGUCAAGGACGGGGAGAUCUCCGUCGCGAAGUGGAUCUCCGAGGAGGAGCGCCAGCGGCUCGCCGAGGCCGCCGCGAAGGAGGAGGAGCGCCAGCGACAGCUGAGGGAGAACGACGCGGGGCAGCGCGCGCUGGCGCAGAUGAUGGGCGGCACGCUGAAGACGAAGAAGGACCUGUCUGCGCUGGAGAUCACGCUCGACAAGGAGCCCUGGAUGGACCAGGUCCCCGAGGAGGACAUGACCGAGCUCCAGGUCGCCGCGCUGCGGGAGUUCCGCGAGAAGGAGAAGGCCCUCGCGGAGGAGCAGGACAAGUACCGCAAGCAGCUGGACGCGGAGCUCAAGCGGCUGCGCCAGGAGGUGCAGGACUUCACGCAGCAGUUCGAGGCGAGCCUCAAGGACCUCCACCACCAGAGGUUCGCCCACGACGCCAAGUUCUUCUGCCAGGAGCUCUACUGCGUGCGCCUGCAGCUCGCGCUGCUGCAGAACCUGGAGGACCACAGCGACGUCCAGAGGAUCGGGAAGGACCUGGGCGAGGCCCGCGCGCAGCUCUCCAAGGCGAGCGGCGAGCUCGAGACCUUCCAGGAGUUCAUCGGCAGGGCCAGGGAGCGACAGGACGAGUGCAUCCGGAACGAGAAGGAGGCGGCGUCCGCCCAGAACUUCAAGCAGCAGUUCGCGCAGUCGGGCCUGGAGCCCGAGCAGAUCGGGGCCCUGCUGCAGAUCUUCAGGAAGAAGCGGAGGAUGAGCACGCAGAUGCUCUCCCCCGACGCCACCCUCUCGGGCUCCGCCUCGCCGCAGACGAGGAAGUUCCGCGGCAUGUCGUUCCACGGGUCAGACACGGCCGCCACGAAGACCGGGCCGCUGGCGCCGGAGCCGUUCGACCCGGAGGUCGUCAUGGACGCGUACGAUGACCUCGGCACCGUUGCCGCCGAGUCGGCGCUCGAGCGGGCAGUGCCCAAGGACGACGAGCCCGUCGACGCCUGCCCGGAGGGCAUCGACGAGGCCAACUACAAGCGGAUGCUCGAGAUGCGGCAGCGGCGGGAGGCCCUGGAGCGCGAGGUGGCGAAAAACAGCCUGGUGCUGCAGGACAUGCAGGGCCUGCUGGCGCACCUCGAGAAGGAGCGCGGCGACGCCCAGGUCGCCCACAACGUGCUGCAGGAAGAGCUGGACGAGCAGCUGCAACUGAUGGACAAGGAUCCGAGCUCUACGACAUCGAGAUGCUGUUCAAGCUCAAGCAGGGCCAGGUGGAGGUGCCGCAGGCGGCCGUGGUCACCGACUACUCGGACGCCAUCGUCAUCGACCAGGAGAGGUGGUGGAGUCGAGGAACAGGCGCAUCCAGGAGCUGGGCCAGGAGAAGGUGGGCAUCCUCGAGACCACGAAGGAAUUCAGGAAGAAGCUGAACUUCAUCCAGUGGGAGCACAAGAUGCUGGCCAUGCAGACCACGGACCUGGAGGAGCGUACGAAGGACGUCCAUAUGCUGCGGGUGACCAAGGAGCUCCAGUCUCUGCUGAAGGGCGGGGAGGAGGGCAAGAACAAAGCCGACGCGGACCUGCUGGAGCGCAAGAUCGAGCACCUCAAGACGAACAUCGAGACCAAGGAGGCGACUCUGAAGAAGCAGCACGGCAUGGUCGCCCAGGCCACCAAGUUGAGGAAGGCGGAGAACGCGAUGCUCGAAAAGAAGCUCCGGGAGCUGCAGCAGAACGUCAUCCAGCGCGAGCACAUCCGCCGCCUCAGGGCCCCGCCUGGCGGCGGCGCGGGCGGCGCAACGGGCACCGAGGGCGGCAAGAAGCGCAUCGUCGGCGGCGGCGGGCGCAUCGAAGAGAACGAGGGCUCAAUCCGCCAGGCCCACAGCGCCUUCAAGGAGGUGAAGGGGCGCCAAGGCCUCAUGACCGCGGUGAAGAAGCACACCGAGGAGAUCGACAUCCUGCGGAAGGAGCUGGACCGGCUGCGCCAGAAGACCUUCCCGUCGUUCGUGCAGCAGCACCAGGACAGGCCCGCCAACCCUGACCACGUGUCGCGGUAGACGACUGGCCUCGGCUGCUUGGCGCUAGAGCAGCCCAGAUUCCGCACUCUGCCGCCGCGACGCCGCUGAAGCACCCAGCUGCGCCAGCCAGAGCACGGCAGGCUCGCACCCGCCUGACGCGGCCGCGACCGCCCCCUCCCUCGGGCCGCCCUUCUGGCGCCGGGGUGCUCACGGCAGGCCAUUUGGGGGCAAAAGCCUGCGUUUCACUCGCCGCUGUCGCCUUGCGGGCCUCGCGCCGGACCGCUGCCCGAGGGGGGCCCGAA
Prorocentrum cordatum is the source of this 3179-nucleotide messenger RNA. The record is from the annotation of a GenBank genome assembly. Lineage: Eukaryota; Dinophyceae; Prorocentrales; Prorocentraceae.